Rotaria sordida is the source of this 936-nucleotide messenger RNA. The record is from the annotation of a GenBank genome assembly. Lineage: Eukaryota; Metazoa; Rotifera; Eurotatoria; Philodinida; Philodinidae.
AUGACAGACGACAAAAAAGAAUCAUCUAAAGAGCUUGAUUCAUGGAUUGAACAAUUAAAAGAAUGUAAGCAAUUACAAGAGAAUCAUGUUAAAUUUCUUUGUGAUCGAGCUAAAGAUAUACUUGCAAAAGAAUCUAAUGUACAAGAAGUUCAUUGCCCAGUAACAGUAUGCGGCGAUGUACACGGACAAUUUCAUGAUUUGAUGGAAUUAUUCAAAAUCGGUGGUAAUGCACCAGAUACAAAUUAUUUAUUUAUGGGUGAUUAUGUUGAUCGUGGAUAUUAUUCAAUUGAAACAGUUACAUUACUUGUUGCACUUAAAGUUCGAUAUAAAGAUCGAAUAACUAUUCUUCGUGGUAAUCAUGAAUCUCGACAAAUUACACAAGUUUAUGGAUUUUAUGAUGAAUGUUUAAGAAAAUAUGGCAAUGCUAAUGUUUGGAAAUAUUUUACUGAUUUAUUUGAUUAUCUUCCAUUAACAGCAAUUGUUGAUAAUCAAAUUUUUUGUUUACAUGGUGGUCUUAGUCCAUCCAUUGAUACAUUAGAUCAUAUUCGAGCUUUAGAUCGAAUUCAAGAAGUACCACAUGAAGGACCUAUGUGUGAUUUACUUUGGUCGGAUCCUGAUGAUCGAGGUGGUUGGGGUAUUUCACCACGUGGUGCUGGUUAUACAUUUGGACAAGAUAUUUCAGAAACAUUCAAUCAUACUAAUGGUUUACAAUUAGUUUCUCGAGCUCAUCAACUUGUUAUGGAAGGAUACAAUUGGUGUCAUGAUAAAAAUGUAGUAACAAUAUUUUCUGCACCUAAUUACUGUUAUCGUUGCGGAAAUCAAGCAGCAAUAAUGGAAUUAGAUGAUUCAUUGAAAUAUUCAUUUCUUCAAUUUGAUCCAGCACCGAGACGAGGCGAACCACAUGUAACACGAAAGACGCCAGACUAUUUUCUUUAA